This is a messenger RNA of Salvelinus sp. IW2-2015, 1232 nucleotides long. The record is from RefSeq and is a predicted model, not a curated record. Lineage: Eukaryota; Metazoa; Chordata; Actinopteri; Salmoniformes; Salmonidae.
AUGAACAUUAAAUACCCCAAGAUAGUUGAAUAUGAGUAUGAAUGGAGCCCCCGCCCUGGUGAGGACCCACUCACCCUGCACUUCCUGGGGGCCUCCAACAACAUCAGCCACACCCACACUUCCGUGUUCGACACUACUCUCUUUGGCUUCUUYGACAAAGCCAUCCACCGUUUUGUGACGGACUGUGGUGAGGAGAGAGGGGUCGUUCUGACCCAAGAUGGCACCACAGUGGCCAUUGCUCCCAUGCUUCUAGGCAUCGAGGUGGAUCUGAAAGCUAAGCUGGAGGGCACCCCUCCUCUGGGCAUGUUUCCCCUCACCUUAGCCAAAAACCUAGGGUUGUCGUUCCUUAGCCUCCAGGACUUUCCACCCGCUCAGCGUCUGGGGCCGGACGGCUGCUGGGACAACGUGACCCACCCCAGGGUGUUCCAGCUGUCGCGGGUACCCACCCUGGCCAGCGAUGCCCUCCUCAAAGGGGGAAUUGAUGGGUCCAUCUUGGGCAUGGAUCUUGCCACCCUGGCUCCCUCUGAACAGCCUGGUAAACUCUGCAAGGUGCUGAAGUGUUACUACAACCAUGUCCUGGAGGGGCAAGACCUGAAGAUUGUAUCCAGCCACAUCUGCCCCAAGCGCAGGGAGAUUGCCCAAGCCCUGCUGGGCACCCUGGACAACCAGAGGCAGGUGAUGGAGACCCUAUACCUGGUGUGGACACCAUACUGAGGGUCUCCCUUCCCUCUUGCCCUGCCCCUUCCCUUCCUGUAUAUCCACCACACCUACCAGCCAGACAGGCCCUGUCGCUCCUUCCGGCAGUGCUCCAGGAACAAGAGGGCCUUGCAGCGCUUCCACCAAGAAGACCGCGCCUGUGCCGACAUCGGAUACAGCUUUGUGGUGGGUUCUGACGGGUACAUCUACGAGGGGCACGGCUGGCAUCACCUUGGCACCCACACUAGGGGACAGAACUCUUACGGUUACGGCGUGGCCUUCAUUGGCAACUACUCCUCCUCUCUGCCCUCGCGCCACGCCCUGGAUCUGGUGCACCAACACCUGGCCAAGUGYGCAGUGGACGGCGGGGGYCUGCAGGCCAACWUCACCCUCCACGGGCACCGGCAGCUGGUGGACACCUCCUGUCCAGGAGAYGCACUCUACUCAGAGAUCAGGGGCUGGGAGCACUUUGGGGUGAGAGACUGUUCAGUAUUAUAGGCUACUAUACUGUUAGUCAAUGUCAAAUGUAUCCGUUU